GUGAAAUAAUAAGAAAAAAUGUAUGGCAGCAAAAAAUGUAUCACAACAAAGAUUUUACAAGUUUACACCCAAGCAGUUAAAGAUCAAUCUGGGACGAGGAACAGAGAUAUUAAAAUGAAACAGGCGACGGAAUGAGAGGUGGAGCGCUCAGUAGAUAAGCUGGAACAAUACCACCCUUCAUGUGGGACUGACAUCCAACUGAAACAGUCAAAUGAACCGUCUCUGCUUCCUUUGGAGACUCAUUUAGUGACUACGGAUGAUCACGGCGCUGCUCGGUCAGCUCCUGUCGGACGGCCCAGGAUGGCGAAGCAGACGAUGGCGGCAGAUGGAGGCCUGAAGGAGCUGGUGCUGAGGUGGUUCACCGACACGCAGGCACCGCUCAUCCUGCAGAACGGGAACUUCCCUGACUGGUUCCAGGGCCUCGCUGCCAGAAAGGAAGCAGAAGAUGUGCUGAGAGAUAAAGCUCUGGGCUGCUUCCUCAUCCGCCUCAGCGAUAAAGCCAUCGGCUACAUCCUGUCCUACAAAGGUCAAGACAGGUGUCGCCAUUUUGUCAUUUCCCAAAAUGCUGAAGGGCAGUUUGUGAUAGCAGGAGACUGCCAGCUGUUUGGCAGCCUGGCCCAGCUGAUCGAGCAUUACAAGGUCCGGCCCAUCCAGCCGUUUGGGGAGUUCCUCACCUCCAGCUGCUGCCAGGUGAGACACAAAACCCCCUUUUACAAAUCUGUUGCAGCAGCAUGGCUGAAGGCCCUUCCUCCGGUACCAAAAAGAGGAAUGCCUCUGGGUUUUUCCCUGAGUGGAUCCCUACCAGACACGACGUCCCAUCCCAGUGAAAUGCCCACCAACCCAAACAGAGCGCAGAGACACAGAGGAAGGACAACGCCGCCGCUGCCCGCUGACAGAGACUCGUUCCACCCAACAGACUCAAACAAUUCAAGUGAAUUUUACAAAGACAUUGUGCCGGUUGCUGAUCUGAGCCAGGUGGAGAGCCGGAGCCGAUCGCUGCCGUAUCUGGGCAACGACGACGAGGAGGAGGAGGAGGAGGAGGAAGAGGAGAAAUACUCCAACAAGCUUAACAGCCUCUCCGUCACGGCGUCCGCCCCGCCAAAGAAGGUCACCUGCCUCACGUACUCCUACCACACCCCAGGUGUGCCUCAGAGCAGCUUCGGGUCAGAACCAGAGAACGGCAGCCAGGACCGGCUGAGACCCAACCCUCUGUACCAAUCCUCCGAGGCCGCCGCAGGAAGUCCAGCCCAGCGGGCUGACAGCAUGUACGCCGAGGUCCCUGAGGGCCCGACGCGGACCGCCGACGACACGUACGAGCAGAUCCCCAGGGACGGCGCCGCCCACGGCAACACGUACGAGUCGGUGGAGGACGUGAAGAACAAGAAACCCAAAAGCACCUGGGGGAAAAAUAACAUUAACUGGAAGAAAUUUUUCCCUGAUAACAAGAAGAAAUGAAUGACACGUCCCUGAGGUUCGUUCUGGAUCUUCUCUGCUGUCAAGACUCAAGUUUUCGGGUUUCCUGGUUAAUAUAACAGCCAUUUCCUCAGUUCAGCUGCAGUAGCUGCUUUUACAUUGAUCGUAUAAUUGCACAAUUUGACAUUUUCAAGAUAAAUUUGCUUUAUGGAAAC
Molecule: messenger RNA, 1628 nt
Organism: Poecilia reticulata (guppy)
Lineage: Eukaryota; Metazoa; Chordata; Actinopteri; Cyprinodontiformes; Poeciliidae
Source: RefSeq, a predicted model, not a curated record